Molecule: messenger RNA, 651 nt
Organism: Meloidogyne enterolobii
Lineage: Eukaryota; Metazoa; Nematoda; Chromadorea; Rhabditida; Meloidogynidae
Source: the annotation of a GenBank genome assembly
AAAAAUGUCCAAACAACAACAAAAAUAUCUUCCAGCUUUAAAAGAAAUUAAUAAUUUCAAAAGAAAAUUGAAAGAAGAAAAAGAACAAGAAAUUAAUUCAAUCCAGAGAUCUCACGAAAAUGUUUUGAAGAAAUACAAAAAUGAUUUAUUUAGCUGCCGUAAGCAAUUGAAAGAGACACAAGAUAAACUGGCUGAUGCUUUCUGGGGUGACAACGAGAAUAUUAUGGAAAUUAAUAAGAAUGGGAGCGAUAAAGCUUGUUGUUCUAAUGUUGGGUCUAAAGUGGAUGCUCCUACUCAGACUGAUUGUGAAAAGAAAAAGAAACGUUCUAGAGGCAAGCACCUUGGCAGAAGAGAACGAAAUUCCAAUAAAUUUAUGAAUGGUAAGAAGGAUGGACAAGGAAAAAAGUGAUUUUUUUUAAUUUUUGAGGGAGAAUUUGAAUUUUUGAGAGAAUAAACCCAACAAGACUGUAACGGGCUGAGAAAAAAAAGUCGGGGCUCUUUGAAAAUUUCAAAGGAAAAGUUCGAGUUUCGGACAAAUUUUUUCGGAAGCGAGGGGGAAUAAUGUUUGGUUCUGAAGACGCUAAAAAAUUUUUAUUUCUGCGGCGCUGGCGAAAAUUUUGAGAAUUUUUUGAAGGCCUUAGGCCGGCGCUG